UUAUUGUGUAUUGCAGUAGCGGUGGCAGUACCAGAACCUGUGAUUGAACCUGAACUAGUUCCAGUGGUGGAGACUCAAGUGAGGAACAGAGGGAAGUCCCCAGCUAGCAGUCAUAACAACAGCAGCAGCAGCAGCCAGAACCAGGCGGUUGAGAAAAUCACUGCCAAUGAUCAGAUGCUAAAAGUGGAGAAAGAUGUUCUGAAGGAGCUUUUUCCUGAUAUAAACAGUCCAACAGGAAUCAGCGCUAGCUGCCGAAAGCCCAUCCGAGGAGCAGCUGGGCGCCCGCUAAUCUCCAGUGACUUAUGGAGUGAUGAGAAUUCCUGUCCGUCUCCAAAAACCACAAAGACCAGCAGCUACUCCUACACAGGGAGCCAUGCAGUCAACAGAAUGUCCAGUUUGAAUCCCUCCACCUCCUUCACAUCUUCUAGCUCCUCUAGUUCCUCCUCCUCCAAGCUUCCUGUUACAGCUCCAUCUGCAGGUCCAACCAGAGCAGUGCGGUGCAGCAUGACUUUAUGGAAAAAGCUGGCCCUGUUCGCUAUUUUGGCCACAUUCGUGAUUUUUGUUUACCUGGCCAUGGAGACAAACUCUGUCAGCCCAUUUCAAGCGUCAGACUCCAAAUCAGUUGCAAGUGGAACAGCAUAAAGAGUGCAUAUAUAGUUUGGAAGGGCCUGGUUACUGUCAAUGCCUCUACUUCAUUUUUAAGGUGUGAAUCUACAGUGUAGCCAAUUUUUCUUACCUCAAGAUUACCUGAUGUCAGAUUCUAUUUUUAAGAAAGUGUCUUCCCUAAUCAGCCUCAAGUAAAGGUCUAAGAAGUAAUGUGGUGAUGUUUGCCCCAAAUGAUCACUUUGAGCAGCUGUGAAAGGACUGACGCUUCUCUUGCUGUGUUGGUCCAUUCUUGACCCUGGACUUGUACUAGAAUUACUCACUGAUCAUUUUUAGAAAAAUAAACAAGAAGAACUUUCUUCUUAAGAUGUUUUUUUUUUUUUUUUUUAAAUCAUAACAUCAUCAGUUUAGUGUUAUUUUCGUAAUGAAAUGUGUGUUUCCCAUCUAUUAGCCUUAUCAGACUUAAAGGUAAAGCUUAGUUUUUUGUACUUGGACCAUCUUUGUUGAUGAGAGGAUGGCUUGUAAAGAAAAUCCAGAGGCUUUUAAAACUUCAAUUCUUGAUAUAUUUUCUUUAGGCUUCUUGUAAAACAUAAUUGAAUUCCUUUAUUUCAUUCUUAUGUAGCCAUAUUUCUCUCUAAAUAAACUUUAGUGUUUCAGUUUCCUCAUUA
Molecule: messenger RNA, 1271 nt
Organism: Poecilia latipinna (sailfin molly)
Lineage: Eukaryota; Metazoa; Chordata; Actinopteri; Cyprinodontiformes; Poeciliidae
Exons: 3
Source: RefSeq, a predicted model, not a curated record